Molecule: messenger RNA, 1581 nt
Organism: Penicillium roqueforti
Lineage: Eukaryota; Fungi; Ascomycota; Eurotiomycetes; Eurotiales; Aspergillaceae
Product: NTF2 and RRM domain protein
Exons: 2
Coding region: 1-1581 (526 amino acids)
Biological process (GO): ribophagy; protein deubiquitination
Cellular component (GO): Ubp3-Bre5 deubiquitination complex; ribonucleoprotein complex; cytosol
Molecular function (GO): mRNA binding
Source: RefSeq, a predicted model, not a curated record
AUGGCCGAUAUGACUCAGGUUCCUAUCAAUGGUAACUACCCUGCUCAGCACGGUUACCCUGAAUCUUACAACCAUGCAUCUGUCACUAUGAACACUGCUGCCAGCUUCCAGCCUGCGCAGUCCUCCACCCCGACUACCGUCACUCCCACCGACCAGCAGAAGAACGAGAUCUCCAAGGAUGAGGUGGGCUGGUACUUCGUCGAGCAGUUCUACACCACCAUGAGCCGCAACCCCGACAAGCUUCACUUGUUCUACUCUCGCCGCUCUCAGUUGGUCUUCGGCACUGAGGCUGAGUCGGUUCCCGUCACCGUUGGUACUAAGGCCAUCAACGAGAAGCUUAGCUCCUUGAAGUUCCAGGAGUGCAAAGUGCGCGUCCUGAAUGUCGAUUCUCAGGCGUCUUUCGACAACAUCCUGGUCUCAGUCAUUGGUGAGAUCUCGAACAACUCCGAGCCGUCCCGCAAGUUCGUGCAGACUUUCGUCCUCGCCGAGCAGCCCAACGGCUACUAUGUGCUUAACGACAUCUUCCGGUACAUGGCCGAAGAGCCAGAAGAAGAACCCGAGCAGCCCACCCCGGCUGCGCCUACUGCUGAAGCUCCUGAGGCUGUUGCCGAGGUUCCCGCUGAGGAGCACCAGGUGAUUGAUGAAGUAACUCUCUCAGACGUCGAUGAGAAGCUUGAGGAGGUCGAGGCCAACGAGCAGGUUGAGGAGCCCAAGGAGGCCGCUCCUCAGACUAACGGUGUCCCCGCUGAGGAGGCGGCUCCAGCUGCGGUUCUUGCCGUCGAGGCUGAAAACCUGAACGACGAGGAGCCCGCCACCCCUGAGCCCUCUCCUAUUGCCGAGAAGGGGGAGGUUCCUGAGAAGGAGACCUCAACCGCUCCCGCUGCUCCUAAGACCUGGGCUAGCAUUGCGACUACCUCUUUCGCAGCUAAGGCCGCUGCUGCCGCCAAGGCUUCGGCUGCCCAGGCUGCUCCUGCUGCUCAGGUUACCCCUGCUGUUCCUACUGCUCCCAAGUCUGCUGCUCCCGCUGCUCCCGCUGCCCCUACCGCUCAGCCCGCUGCUGCCACCCCCGCCCCUGCGGAGGUUGCCCGUUCCCCGGAGGCCCCUUCCACCGAAGCCGGCUGGCAGACGGCCGGCGAUGGCCACAAGAAGUCGCAGCCCCGUGUUGAGGAGACCGUCCUCGCCUAUAUCAAGAACGUCAACGACAAGGUUGAUGCCAGCCUGCUUAAGCAGACCCUGGCCCGUUUCGGCAAGCUGAAGUACUUCGAUGUCAGCCGCCCCAAGAACUGUGCCUUUGUUGAAUUCAACGAGCCUGCCGGUUAUACCGCUGCCGUUGCUGCCAACCCCCACCAGAUUGGCAGCGAGCAGAUCCUCGUCGAGGAGCGCCGCCCACGUGGUAACGCUUACGGUAGCAACGCUUUCCCUGCCGGCCGUGGUGGUGGUGCGGGUCGUGGUCGCGGUGACCGCGCCGGCAGCCAGGGCCGUGGUGGCUUCCAGCGUGAAGGCCGCGGCGGUUUCACUCCUCGUGGCCGUGGUGGCAACGUUGCCGCCAAAGGUCGCCCUAGCCAGCCCCAAGCUGCUUAA